AUGCGCACCUCCUAUCGUCUGGGAAGGUGGGGGCUAGGUUCGGGGGCAAAGAAGGAAAGCCAGGCGAUGCCUACCGCCGGAGGAGCUACCGGGGAAGAUUCUGUCGACGUAAAAUGUGGCGGAAGUGAUGUGACCGACAGAGUUACCGGCGGCCCGGGUGAUGAUGCCGGCCCCACCUUGGAUGACAAGGAGCAGCAGAGACAACUGCUGGAGGAACGGAUCUCGAGGAUGAACCCUCGAGACCAAGCCCUAGCCCGACACUCCCAGGUACACGCCAACCACCGCAACAUCGCGGCAAAGAACGCCGAGAUAACACAGCGGCGGGUUCAGGAGGAACGGGGGCGCUGGCAGCAGGCGCAAGAGGAGUCCCAACAGCAAGGGCUCCCCGUGGGGGCUUGUGUCACGAGUCGGGCUGCCGCAAGAAUUGAUCUGGCCGGCGGCUGGACCGACACGCCACCCAUUUCAUACGAAGCGGGGGGCGCGGUCUUGAACGCUGCGGUGACGGUGUCGGGAGAGAAGCCCAUCGAGGCACGGUGCGAGCGGAUCGAAGCGGCCAGCGUGGAGCUUGUCUGUGUGGGGCGCGAGGGAACCGUGACAUCGAGGACGGUUUGCUCUAGCCUCGAAGACUUCUUAGAUUUUUGCGUCCCACAUGCUCCCGCGGCGCUCCUGAAGGCGGCCCUCAUAUGCGCCGGGAUAGUGCCUCUUCCUACCGCCGCCUCCUCAGUUGGAAACCGCACGGCGGCGAACGCCGAUACCAAAGACCUGCAUGCUUCCGCCGUGGCGACAGCGGGCGUUCCUGCUUGCAAGAAAGGAUCGUCGUCGUCGUCGCUUGAGAAGCAGCUGGCCAGAGUGUUCGGGUGCGGGGGCAUCCGAAUCACGAGUCGGUCGGGACUUCCUCAGGGAUCGGGCAUGGGAACAAGCAGCAUUCUUGCCGGUGUGGUACUUAGCGCAGUUUGCGUGGCGGCAGGUAGGGCUAUGUCCCCCACAAGCCUGGUGCACGCCGUUCUGAGGGUGGAGCAACUCAUGACAGCCGGCGGCGGACACCAGGACCAAGUAGGCGGGCUGCUCGGCGGCGUCAAGAUCUGCCGGACGUCGGCAAGCUUGCCUCUGCAGGUCCGGACAGAGACUGUUCCGCUCGACCCGACUUUCGAGACUGCUCUGAACGACCGGCUGGUUCUCGUCUUCACCGGCAAGCAACGAUUGGCUAGGGAUUUGCUCCAGGGAGUGGUGAGGGGAUGGCACGACCGCCUUCCAGGCACCGUGAACACCGUGAAGGGUCUAGUGUCCAAUGCAGAGGACGCCGCAAACGCUUGCCGCGGUGCGGGAGACGUGGAAGCCCUGGGGCGAUGCCUCUCGACCUACUGGGAACAGAAAAAGCGCAUGGCGCCAGGAGCUGAACCGCCUGCAGUCAAGGCCCUUCUAGAAAGGAUGAGGCCUUUUUGUCACGGGUUGUCCGGCUGCGGAGCCGGAGGCGGUGGGUUUGUAGCGGGCAUCACCAAGAAUCCCGGAGACCAGGCAAGCCGGACUUGGCUCCCCGUUGUUUGCUUAGCUUGGUAUGUGUUGGUCGGUUCGCCGAGAUGGGCGCAAGCAUACGUCGGUGUUGAUGUGUGGCAUGAAUAUUGCCACAAUCUCAACGACUUUCAGAAACGAUAACCGGUAGUCAGGAAAUGUCGCCUGUUGUUCAAGGUCUGGUGCCCUUCCCUGCUUGGAGAUGUA
Messenger RNA from Ectocarpus siliculosus, 1716 nucleotides. The record is from the annotation of a GenBank genome assembly. Lineage: Eukaryota; Phaeophyceae; Ectocarpales; Ectocarpaceae.